AUGCGCGCAGAGCUGUCGCCCCGGCUUCCCCAUUUCCAAAUCCCUCCCUUCGCUGUCAUCCUCCAAACUCCGCAUCCAUCCGCCCUGCUUCCGCCCCGACUCCCACCCUCCCCACCGCCCAUCCCCAUCCUCCUCCUCCUCCCCGCCUCUUCUGAUAAAUCCCCGCGCCUCCAAAUCAAUCCUAGCCCCGCGCCUCCUCUCCACCGCGGGUCCCCGUGCGUCCCUCCCUCCCCCGCCCAAACCAAGAACCGCCUCCAAAAUCAAAUCAACGCACCGCGCUAUAACUACAUGCGCAUGGCCCGUGGCGCGCUCCGCGGGACGCCCUCCCUCGACCCACCCACCCGCCCUCGAGUCGUCCUAAAGCCCCACCCAGCCACCUAG
Messenger RNA from Heterobasidion irregulare TC 32-1, 381 nucleotides. RefSeq lists its product as uncharacterized. Bases 1 to 381 code for a protein of 126 amino acids. The record is from RefSeq and is a predicted model, not a curated record. Lineage: Eukaryota; Fungi; Basidiomycota; Agaricomycetes; Russulales; Bondarzewiaceae. The transcript is spliced from 3 exons.